AGGAGAGGAAAGGAAAGGUCGAAGGAGAAAAAGGAGGCAGGGAAAAAGUCUCCGGGGCUGCGUGACUCGACUAAUUUUGUCUCCCACGGGCCCCUGUUGCGGCUUCGCUUGGCGUCACGGUCGGUGCGGUCGCGGAGCAUCUUGGGUAGGAGGGAGAUUCGGUCUCGCAGCUCCGAAAGAUGGCGGACGCUUUUGGGGAUGAGCUCUUCAGCGUGUUUGAGGACGACUCGACCACUGCGCCCGGAGCCAAAAAAGACAAGGAGAAGGGGAAAUGGAAGGGGCCGCCAGGGUCUGCGGAAAAGGCCGGAAAACGUUUUGAUGGUAAAUUACAAUCUGAGUCAACUAAUAUUGGAAAAAACAAGAGAGAUGCAGACUUCGAGGGCACAGAUGAACCCAUUUUUGGAAAGAAGCCCAGGGUAGAAGAGUCAAUAACUGAAGACUUAAGUUUGUCAGACUUGAUGCCCAGGGUCAAGGUACAAUCAGUUGAAACUGUCGAAGGGUGUACACAUGAGGUUGCACUUCCUGCAGAUGAAGAUUAUCUACCACUUAAACCUCGCGUUGGAAAAGCUGCAAAGGAAUACCCGUUCAUUCUUGAUGCUUUUCAAAGAGAAGCCAUUCAGUGUGUUGAUAAUAAUCAGUCUGUUCUAGUAUCUGCACAUACAUCAGCAGGAAAAACUGUAUGCGCUGAAUAUGCCAUUGCAUUGGCCUUAAGGGAAAAACAGCGUGUAAUAUUUACUAGCCCAAUUAAGGCCCUGAGUAACCAGAAAUACCGUGAAAUGUAUGAAGAAUUUCAAGAUGUUGGUCUGAUGACUGGAGAUGUUACUAUUAAUCCUACAGCAUCUUGUCUUGUUAUGACCACAGAGAUUUUGAGAAGUAUGCUGUACAGAGGUUCUGAAGUUAUGCGAGAAGUUGCUUGGGUCAUAUUUGAUGAAAUUCAUUACAUGAGAGAUUCAGAGCGUGGUGUUGUGUGGGAAGAAACUAUUAUUUUGCUUCCUGAUAAUGUUCACUAUGUCUUUCUUUCGGCUACUAUUCCAAAUGCCCGGCAGUUUGCUGAAUGGAUUUGCCACUUACACAAACAGCCUUGUCAUGUAAUUUACACAGAUUAUCGGCCUACUCCAUUACAGCACUACAUUUUUCCAGCAGGGGGAGAUGGUCUGCACCUUGUGGUUGAUGAAAAUGGUGACUUCAGAGAAGAUAAUUUUAAUACUGCGAUGCAGGUACUUCGAGAUGCUGGUGAUUUGGCAAAAGGAGAUCAGAAGGGGAGAAAAGGAGGAACAAAAGGACCAUCAAAUGUGUUCAAGAUUGUGAAGAUGAUUAUGGAAAGAAACUUUCAACCUGUAAUUAUUUUCAGUUUUAGUAAGAAAGAUUGUGAAGCCUACGCACUUCAAAUGACCAAAUUAGAUUUCAACACAGAUGAAGAAAAGAAGAUGGUUGAAGAAGUAUUCAGUAACGCAAUUGACUGCUUGUCAGAUGAAGAUAAAAAGCUCCCUCAGGUUGAACAUGUACUUCCUCUCUUGAAGAGGGGCAUUGGUAUUCACCAUGGUGGUUUACUUCCUAUUUUGAAAGAAACUAUAGAAAUUCUCUUUUCUGAAGGAUUGAUAAAGGCCUUAUUUGCCACUGAGACUUUUGCUAUGGGGAUUAACAUGCCAGCUAGAACUGUUUUAUUUACAAACGCCCGAAAAUUUGAUGGGAAGGAUUUCCGAUGGAUUUCCUCUGGUGAAUACAUUCAGAUGUCUGGUCGUGCUGGAAGGAGGGGAAUGGAUGACAGAGGAAUUGUAAUUCUUAUGGUAGAUGAAAAGAUGAGCCCAACAAUUGGAAAACAACUACUUAAGGGCUCAGCUGAUCCACUAAAUAGUGCUUUCCAUUUGACCUACAACAUGGUCUUGAACUUACUACGAGUAGAAGAAAUAAAUCCUGAGUACAUGUUGGAAAAAUCCUUCUACCAGUUUCAGCAUUAUAGAGCAAUUCCAGGAGUAGUAGAGAAGGUAAAGAACUCAGAAGAACAGUAUAAUAAAAUAAUAAUACCAAAUGAAGAAAGUGUAGUCAUCUAUUAUAAGAUUAGGCAGCAGCUUGCCAAAUUGGGUAAAGAAAUUGAAGAAUAUAUUCACAAACCAAAAUAUUGCUUACCAUUUCUACAACCAGGUCGUUUGGUAAAGGUAAAGAAUGAAGGAGACGAUUUUGGCUGGGGUGUAGUGGUGAAUUUCUCAAAAAAAUCAAAUGUUAAGAGUGUACCAUUGGGGGUGGCUGCGGAGGCUGAUAGCUUGAUGGCAGGCAGCCUGUUUAUCUUGAUCCUGAGUUCCCCUCAGGAUGCACCAUCAGGGGUGGCUUCAGUGGCUGAUGGCUGCAGCAUUCUUUGGCAGCCUAAUUCUGGUGAACUGGAUCCUUUAUAUGUAGUGGAAGUACUUCUGCGCUGUAGCAAAGAGAGCUUGAAAAAUUCAGCUACUGAGGCUGCAAAACCAGCUAAAUCUGAUGAGAAAGGAGAGAUGCAGGUUGUUCCAGUUUUGGUGCAUCUCCUGUCUGCUAUCAGCAGUGUUAGGCUUUACAUUCCUAAAGACCUUCGACCACUGGACAAUAGACAGAGUGUUUUAAAAUCAAUACAGGAAGUUCAGAAACGUUUUCCUGAUGGUGUUCCCUUAUUAGAUCCUAUUGAUGACAUGGGCAUUCAAGAUCAAGGACUGAAAAAAGUCAUCCAGAAAGUAGAGGCUUUUGAGCAUCGAAUGUAUUCUCAUCCACUUCACAAUGAUCCAAAUCUGGAAACUGUGUAUACGCUUUGUGAAAAAAAAGCACAGAUUGCAAUGGACAUUAAAUCCGCAAAGCGAGAACUAAAGAAAGCAAGAACUGUCCUACAAAUGGAUGAGCUCAAAUGUCGCAAACGUGUUUUAAGGAGGUUGGGAUUUGCUACGUCUUCUGAUGUCAUAGAGAUGAAAGGACGAGUGGCUUGUGAAAUAAGCAGUGCUGAUGAGCUCCUUCUAACUGAGAUGAUGUUUAAUGGCCUUUUCAAUGACCUAUCAGCAGAACAGGCAACGGCACUACUAAGCUGCUUUGUGUUUCAAGAGAAUUCUAGUGAGAUGCCCAAAUUAACAGAGCAAUUAGCAGGACCACUUCGUCAAAUGCAGGAAUGUGCUAAAAGAAUUGCAAAAGUUUCAGCAGAAGCCAAAUUGGAAAUUGAUGAGGAGACUUACCUAAGCUCAUUUAAACCUCACUUAAUGGAUGUAGUAUAUACCUGGGCAACUGGAGCUACAUUUGCCCAUAUCUGCAAAAUGACAGAUGUCUUUGAAGGCAGCAUAAUUCGUUGUAUGAGGCGCCUGGAAGAACUACUUCGACAAAUGUGUCAAGCAGCAAAAGCCAUUGGAAACACUGAGCUGGAAAAUAAAUUUUCAGAAGGAAUCACCAAAAUCAAGAGAGAUAUUGUGUUUGCUGCCAGCCUCUACCUAUAAAGAGUCAGCUAAAGGAAUGUGGGAUUUGAAAUUGUUCACCACCUGUCUGAUGUAUUAUAUUUAAAUCAAGCAUCAUUCUAAGAAAGCAUAUUACAUACACAGUUGUACAUAAGCAUUACAUUUUUUUAAUAAAAAAAUGUACAGGUGGGGCAUUUGUUUUAGUGAAAGGCUUGAAAUUUUUUGUAAUGAACUUAGAGCUAUUAGAUAACCAUUGCGUUAAAUGUAACUAUAUACACACAGGUAAAGUGGGCAUCCAAGAGGUACAGUAGCAGCAGUCCCCUUAAAGGCUUGUAUACUGGGAAGAAGGACGCAUCCUCUUGCCUUCUGGUUGCAAUCAUUUUCCUUUAGAAAGCAGGCCAGCUUCAUCUGGGCACUCUGCCACCUUCAAGGUUGGUGAGUGUUCCGAUAGUGAUUCCCUGUCGUUGGUGUUUCAUGCAGAGUUGUAUGAGAGUCCUCUUCUUUUCUUUCUUUAAAAGGAGAAUUUCUCUCCUUGAAGAAAUCUGAUACAUAUACAGCCUGUAUAGAACAGGUAACAUUUAGAAUGGGGCAAAGUAUUUAAUGAUACAAUUUUAAAUAAGUUUAAAAACCAUAUACAAAGUUGCAAUAAGCAGUGUGCAAAAUAUAAACAAAAGGAUAUACUUUACAGGGUACAGGUUAAGGGUACGAAUAAAUUAGUGGCUAACAGGAAUUUUUGUUAAGGACAUUCUGAGAGUUGCUCUGUUAUGUACUGGGCAGAUGGUUUCACUCUGCUAGCCCUUAAUGAAAGUGUCAUUCCUCAUGUAAAUUAGUUUUGUUUUUUGUUUUUUUGUUUUUUCCAAUUCAUACUAAAAACACUUUAUAGCCAGAGCUUUUUACAAUUAAAAAAAAAUUUUUAAAUAACUUGCGAAGAGUAAGUAACGUAGGUAUUAUUUGCUAUCUAUCCUAAAAUGACUUUUAAUAACGUUGGGGUCCUCACCCAGUAGCAAUUAUUGAGCCACAUUCUCUGCCUUAGCAUACUUUUCUCAUUGGGACAUUUUUUUCUACUUAUUUAUCCAAGUGUUUCUCAGUAUCAGGAUGUAGGCUGCUGCCCUGUAUACUUACAACUAAUACUGCAACCAGAGCUCCUUGAAUGAGUCCGGUCAACACAUCACUCCAGUGGUGUUUGUAAUCAGAAACUCGAGAAAGGCCCACAUAAAUGGACGCAGCAACAAGACCAAAUUGCAGUGUAGGGCGUAAGAGUCUUGCCCAGUCUCCCUUCAUCCUGGCUUGAAGAUAAAGCUAACAGAAAAGAUAAAAAUAAAGAAAAGAGCUUAACAUACCAA
Messenger RNA from Lagenorhynchus albirostris (white-beaked dolphin), 4738 nucleotides. It is a transcript of the gene MTREX, whose product is annotated as Mtr4 exosome RNA helicase. The transcript is spliced from 28 exons. The record is from RefSeq and is a predicted model, not a curated record. Gene Ontology annotation, molecular function: ATP binding; RNA helicase activity; RNA binding. Gene Ontology annotation, cellular component: nucleus. Bases 180 to 3437 code for a protein of 1085 amino acids. Gene Ontology annotation, biological process: RNA catabolic process; maturation of 5.8S rRNA. Lineage: Eukaryota; Metazoa; Chordata; Mammalia; Artiodactyla; Delphinidae.